Striga hermonthica is the source of this 1116-nucleotide messenger RNA. The record is from the annotation of a GenBank genome assembly. Lineage: Eukaryota; Viridiplantae; Streptophyta; Magnoliopsida; Lamiales; Orobanchaceae.
AUGCUUGUGUUAAAAUUUAUUUCCUUUACUUCUUCUCUAUCCAUUGUUCACAUCCCCUAUACAUUUUUUCCUUCAGAAUCUCCCAAGGAUGAGAGCCCGUCCGCGAAAACGAGCCGGGCCCCCUCGACUAAACUGCCGUCGAACCCUGAAGAAGUGGAGGACUUGCGCCGGUCAACAGCUGCCAACCCGCUCGUCGCUUUCACAUUCGACGAGAUAAAGACAAUGACUCAGAAUUUCAGACAGGAUUACAUGGUUGGUGGAGGAGGUUUCGGCAGCGUCUACAAGGGCUAUAUUUCUGAGGAUUUAAGACAGGGGCUGCAGCCGAGCCCCGUGGCCGUUAAGGUUCACGAUGGAGAUGAUAGCUAUCAAGGUCAUAGGGAAUGGUUGGCUGAGGUGAUAUUUCUGGGCCAACUUUCUCAUCCUAAUUUGGUGAAGUUAAUUGGGUACUGCUGUGAGGACGAGCAUCGAGUUUUGAUAUACGAGUACAUGUCAAGAGGUAGCGUCGAAAACAAUCUGUUCUCGAGAGUGUUUGUUCCCCUGCCUUGGUUCACCAGAAUGAAAAUCGCAUACGGUGCGGCAAAAGGACUCGCUUUCCUGCACGAAGCUGAGAAACCCGUCAUCUACCGUGAUUUCAAGACGUCAAACAUUUUGUUGGACCAGGACUACAAUGCAAAGCUUUCCGAUUUUGGACUAGCCAAAGAUGGACCGGUGGGGGACAAGUCCCAUGUUUCUACACGUAUUAUGGGGACCUACGGGUAUGCCGCACCAGAAUACAUAAUGACAGGCCACUUGACACCGAGGAGCGAUGUGUACAGCUUUGGAGUGGUUCUGCUGGAAAUCUUAACAGGGAGGAAAUCACUGGAUAAAUCGAGGCCGGCCCGGGAGCAGAACCUCACAGACUGGGCAGUGCCAUUGGUGAGAGAGAAGAAGAAAGUGCUGAGCAUUGUGGACCCACGGCUUGAAGGGGACUACCCUGUGAAAGGCUUCCACAAGGCUGCCAUGCUUGCGUACCACUGUCUGAAUCGCAACCCGAAAGCGAGGCCUCUAAUGAGGGACAUUGUUGACUCGUUGGAGCCUCUCCAGCUCUCGUCCGAGACCGAGACCAUCACAUCUUGA